UGUGAUCCUACAGCCUGCUGGCUCUCACGAACCCACGAUGAGGACUUUGACGGCUUCGCAAUACCAUCCAGUGCAUAAUGUUCGGAGUUACGCAUUUAGUUCUACUUUACGAGGAUUUGUUUUCACAGCAAUUUUGCUUUUCUCGGCACCUUCCACGCGAGGAUUUUCCAAUGAACGAAAGAAUGUUUUGGUUUUGAUUGGCGAUGACGCAGGCUUUGAAACCCAAGUGUACAAUAACUCAGUCUGCAAAACUCCCAACAUCAACGCACUUGCUGAACGGAGCGUCAUAUUUAGGAAUGGUUUUACCUCAGUGAGCAGUUGCUCUCCAAGCAGAUCAACCAUUUUAACAGGUAAGGAUAACUCGUUGGAGUCCCACUUAGACCCGAACAAGGUUCUCGGGACAUAUUUUUCGGGAAACCCUUGAACGAACAAAGGGAAGGCCCUGAUUACUCUCCCGAUUAGAUUUCCCGAAUUUGAUACCCUCUUGAACAAAAUAACAUCACCCUUCACUUUUGUAGCUUAGCCUCUUGAAGAAAUAAAAAAAGAAAAUACUUUUGCAAGAAUAAAAGUUUUACUCUCUUCAACGGUCCCUCCCCCUGUCCUCCAAGUGCUGUUCCCCAGAAAAUAUAACCCGUCUUUUACAGACUGAACUGCCAACCAAAGUUCAAAGCCUUAAGGACCCUUAAGGUUUACAUUAUGUGACACAUGCUCAUUUUUGGCAAGUAACCGGAAGUAGAGUCAGAUUGAGAAGAGGAUGAGAGGAGGAUGGGUACUGGUAAUUGUGAAAAAUUACUUCUAAUCUUGUUUUUUAGGCAAGAGAGAAUGAUGUUUUAGGGUAUUGUCCAUUUUCACAUUUGAAGGGUUUUAUUUCCUCUUCAGGCCUCCCUCAGCAUCAAAAUGGCAUGUAUGGCCUCCACCACACUUUUCAUCACUUUAACUCGUUUGACGCAGUGAGAAGUCUGCCUCUUCUGUUACAAAAGGAAAAUAUACGAACAGGAAUCAUCGGCAAGAAACAUGUUGGGCCUGAGACGGUGCGGAACACAACUGUAAUGAUUACAAUAAAAGAGUAUUCCCCUCGCUUUUGACACAAUAUUUAUUGAUGUCUGCUAAUAUCUUGGAAAUUAUUUAUAUUCUUACCGUUUCUAAGCAGAUUCUAGGCAUGCACGCAAGCGUGUGCUUCAUUUCGAUAUUUGGUGUUUCGGUUGCUUGAAAGAUCGGGAAUGGCGCCAAACAAGUUCCGAUAUUUUGAAGUUUAAAUAAAGUGGAAAGUAAAUUCGUAAUUGAGCGUCAAGGGUGAAUUAAGUUUGUUGGUUUUUCAAAUUCUGUAACGAUGGACAGUAGGGGUGGAUUAGGGGGGGGGGGGGGGGGAGGGAAAAUGAUGGCUUUACUGGUAACCCCAUUGUAACGUGGCACUGUUACUCUCUUUUUAGGUUUAUCCAUUUGAGUUUUCCUACACCGAACUGAACUGCAAUCUGUUGCAAUGCGGCCGUAACAUAACACACAUGAAAGACUUGGCUCGUGAAUUUUUCCAAGGAUCGCUGAGUGACCCUCGUCCAUUUUUCUUGUAUAUCGGCUUCUUUGACCCUCAUCGCUGUAACCCUUAUGGUAAAUACGGUAAGUAGGCAAAAAGAAAAAAAAGACUUCGAGGAAAAGAAAAGGCGUAUCGAAAAACGGUGUUUACAUAAUAAGAGUCCAGUUCUCACCGGCACCGUUUUGUUUCUUCCCGUUCAUAGAAACAACUAUAAGGGAUGUUAACAACGUCACAAGAUAUCAACAUUUUGAUUGUCGCAGAUAUUGGCAGAUGUUUCAUGGUAAUGGGUAUUCUUCCCAGGAAAUUGAAAGCUUAUUAGGUACAAAAAGAUAGCUUGAGCUAACACGUGAUCUUAGAAAAUGUGCUCAUAGUUUCAAAAAUCUUCGGAAAAUUUUAACCCUUCGAACUCUGCCACUAAUGCCAAAAUGGUACUCAUAUGUCAUUCUUCUAUAUUUGUGUUAAUUUGCUCGCUUUGCCUUGAUUGCAUCUCCAGGAUCCAAAAAAAAAGCGCGUUCCACCUUAAAACGAGGCUUUGAGAAGUCAAAAGAAUAACUAAAUUUGUUCUCCGUGUUGUUCGCACACUAGAAACAAAAUCGGGACUGAUGAACUUUACUACGUCCUUUUUGUUGUAGGUGAGUUCUGUGAGAAAUUUGGAAAUGGUGAGCCAGGCAUGGGUGUGAUACCAGACUGGAAGCCUUUGCACUACUCUCCUGAAGAAGUUAUUGUCCCAUACUUUAUACCAGAUACUCCCGCUGCCAGAAACGAAAUAGCCAAUCAGUACACUGGAAUAAGCCGGAUGGAUCAGGGUAUUGGACUAAUUUUAGAUGAACUUCGGCAAGCGGGAUUUGAGGAAAAUACGCUCGUUAUAUUCAGUUCUGAUAAUGGUAUCCCGUUUCCUGGCGCCAAGACCAAUCUGUAUAAUCCAGGUACGUAAAUGACAGCAAACGUUUCUUUUACAUCGCACGUUUUCUCCCUUUAGCCGAGGUUUAAUUUUGGUUCCUUCUGUGCGUAAUUCAGAAUUUGAAAUUGUAAUUUUUUUAAAUUAAUCAUGUUAUUAAAAACUCAUCGCUACCGACUGAAUUUGGUGCAAAGUUUGUUUGUAGAACAACGGGGUUUCUAAAAUGGUUCUAAUUAUUGUAAUCUCACAAAAGGGUUCCCUUAAUUUAGCUUUUCAAUAAACCAGUGGGGCUUUUUCUUUUCAACCAUUAGGCAUGGCUGAGCCCUACCUGGUAUCAUCCCCGUACGUCACUAAACGCUGGGGUCAAAUUAGCGAUGCAUCAGUGAGCCUUUUGGAUAUAGUACCAACCAUCUUAGAUUGGUUUAGCAUCGAUUAUCCUUCUUACAAAUUAUUUGGAACACAUGAUGUACAGCUGACUGGGAAGUCUGUUCUUCCGGUGUUGAAAGAAGAACCAGUUUCUGGAUGGGACACUGUAUUUGCCAGCCACGAUUUGCAUGAAGUCACAAUGUACUAUCCAAUGAGGGUGAUGCAGAAAAAUAAUCUCAAACUGAUUCACAACUUAUGGUACAAGAUGCCCUAUCCCAUUGCCCUGGAUAUUUUUACCUCAUUUACAUUCAUGGAUAUUUUGGAACGGACCAAGAAUGGUACAGAGACGGGCUGGAUUCAUACCUUGAAACAGUACUAUUACCGAUCGCAGUGGGAGCUGUAUGACCUCAAGUCUGACCCUAAAGAGCUGAAAAACCUAAUUAACAAUCCGGCUUAUCAGGCUGAAGUGAAAGAGUUGCGUGAGGAGUUGUUGACAUGGCAACGUACUACUGAUGACCCAUGGCUCUGCUCUCCCGGGGGGGUCAAAGUGGGGAGCUUGUGUAUCUCAAUGGACAAUGAUGCCUGA
This is a messenger RNA of Porites lobata, 3381 nucleotides long. Lineage: Eukaryota; Metazoa; Cnidaria; Anthozoa; Scleractinia; Poritidae. The record is from the annotation of a GenBank genome assembly.